CUGAUCUUUAUAAACUACAAAUGCACUUUGUUUAUCAUCAAAACAAUAACAAAUAGUGAAAUUUUUAUAAAAUAUUAACAAAAUCAAUAAAUUUUAUAUUCUUUAUUGAGUUAAGCAGAAAGUAGAAAUAAUAACAAUGCAAAAUUUUGAUAUGAAUAUGGAUUUUUUAUUUGCACUGCUACCGCCAUCAAAUUUUCAAAUGACCGAUGAGCAGUUGGUGUUGUGGCAACAUAAUGCUUUUUUUGAAUGUGAAUGUGAUAAUUUUAUAAAUCGUCGCAUUGAGGCAGAUCGUCAGGAACGAGCCGAGUAUUUGAGUAAUUAUGCUAUUAAUACUGCUAUACAACAGCAUGGUCUACAGAGACGACGUCGCCGCAGCGAGGGCAACGAAAAUGAAGGAAAUAAUGUCUUCAUAGUUCAUCCACCGGCCAGACGUCCGCGUUUAAGGCCGCUUUACUAUGAGGUAUAUGAAGAUGCUGUGGCAGAAGCUAUACGGGAAAGAGGUUUAGUUUUAAGAGGUAGACCUUAAAAAUUAUAAAUUUAUUUAUGCAUAUGAAAAGAACCACAACACUGUACUGUGCAAUGUGCUAUAGACGCGGAGGAUCGAGGAACUAGA
Messenger RNA from Lucilia cuprina (Australian sheep blowfly), 613 nucleotides. RefSeq lists its product as uncharacterized. The transcript has 2 exons. NCBI's taxonomy places the organism in Eukaryota, Metazoa, Arthropoda, Insecta, Diptera, Calliphoridae. Bases 137 to 526 code for a protein of 129 amino acids. The record is from RefSeq and is a predicted model, not a curated record.